Molecule: messenger RNA, 3498 nt
Organism: Salvelinus fontinalis (brook trout)
Lineage: Eukaryota; Metazoa; Chordata; Actinopteri; Salmoniformes; Salmonidae
Product: endonuclease domain-containing 1 protein-like
Exons: 3
Coding region: 1105-1944 (279 amino acids)
Molecular function (GO): hydrolase activity; metal ion binding; nucleic acid binding
Source: RefSeq, a predicted model, not a curated record
GUCAACCGCCGUUAAACUCCAUCGAAGAAGAAGACACUUUCCCUUCAUCGGAUCAUUGUUUAAAUCACAAGGAGAGUUACAGAGGAGGUAUCUUUAAUAAGGUUGGAUGAAAUUGAUUGUAAUCUUAUUGCUACAUCUGUGAAGUUGUAAGACGAACGGAAAAGUGAAUUGAAAACAUUAUACAGUUCUAUCUCUGCAGUCAUCUACCUCUGAUACCCGUAGCAUUGGUUUGGUAUCGGUAACUACCGUUACAAUCAGCGGCCACUUGUCUGCAUUUUCAAUACUAUUUUUACAAUCGUAGCUAUUUUAAUGCAUACUAUCGCUUAUUUUCGUGCUUUGUUGUAUGGUGUAAGAAGUCUGUGAAGUUGUGAAAUAGUGUUUACGUGAUGCAGGCUACAGUUCAGUAACUUUAGCAUGCUACUGUACAGUAGUUUAUUUUCGGUUCCAGUGUAUAACAGUUUUAUUCAACAUGUAUCAGUCAUGGAUUAGCUUAUACAUGUAUUAUGUUAUCUAGUUUAAUGGUGUGAUAAUCGGGAUAUUUGCCUUGCAUUUCAAUCUACACAUGAAUAUGGUUCUGCAAUGUAUUGCAAUGUUAGGUAGGCUAUUCAAUUCCCUUGGCAUUCUGCAAGCAUGAAUACUUUACAAUAAUGGAAGAUAUGCAUUGUGUUAAUCUUACUAUUUGUCCAUGUAUUGAAUGAUACACAGCUUUCCAUAAAUGCAGUGUGGACUUUUUACAGAUGAAACCCCUUCCAUUAUGACACUCCCUUCCUGUAUCUGUCAUAAAGGCCUAUGCAUUCUUUGUCCUUUAGUUACACAACUAAAUCUAGUAUCUGUCACUUACCUUUCAUGCUGUAGAUCUGCUCUCAUGGUGCUGAGAAUGCUUAGUACUGUAUCUGUCACUUAUGUAUUCUCUGUAUGUAUUAGGUAUGAACCCUUGGACAUACAGGUACCUCCAGCGCUCCCUCCUGCCUCACAUUUGGCCCCUGUCCCUGGUGAUCUACUCCAGACCCACUUGUAUCCACCCCAGGCUUCUGAACUUGCCCCAGUGGGGUGAAGACCAGAAGAGGGUGAUGUCCUUCCUGCCUCUCUCUCUCUCUCCCUUAAAUGCAGCUGGUGAUUCCAGAGAGCCGGCGGGCAUCUCUCAACAAGAAGCAGCAGUGGAUUGACCGGAUGCUGUUUACCAGGAGCCUCCUACAGAGCUCACAGUUCAUCACUGUCCUUUCCCUGGUAGGGAGAAGACCAGAAGAGGGUGAUAUCCUUCCUGUCUCCAAGUUCUGCCUCAGAAAGUGCUGGGUGAAGAAGUUCAGUGAUGUUCCACAGUGCAAGAGUUUCUUCCUGAAGGGGACAACUCCAAAUCUCCCAGGUAUUUUGGUUGGUGGGAUAUUCAAGAAUGAGGACCGCUACAAGCCGAUCUGCCAGAAGUACAAAAACUUCUACAGGUUUGCAACUCUCUACGACACAUUCAACAGGAUCCCUGUGUUCUCAGCCUACACCUUCACUGGUAAUACAACGGGUCGACCAAUAGAUCGCUGGAUGAUCGAGCCUGGGGUGGUGUCCUUCAACGAUGGCAGCUGGAAGACAAUGGAGAGAAAUGUCAGAGGAACUCUGAAGCUUAACUGUAAGGAUGCUAACGACCAGAUAAAAGCCUAUGUGGUGACUGGAGCAGUUCCCAACAACAACAAAACCAAACUGAACAACCGAGUGAACAUCCCGUAUCUCAUGUGGACAGCCUACUGCUGUGAAAACAAGAAGUACAAGAAGAACAAGAAGUGGAUGGCCGGAGCAUACUGGGGGGAGAACAAGAAGGGGACAGGGGCAUUGGAUCAACAAACCUUGGGAGCACUCGAAAUCAUGUUGAACAGAUAUUACAAAGGUAAAGAUGGUCCUGUCAAGGUGUUCCCAGAAGAUUGUCCAAGAGGUCCUAAACCUACCACUUCCUCCUAACCCAGUUGGAAGAAUUCCUUCCGUAGUGAGGAAUCUUUACAAUUCCAUGAGAAAUAGUUCUGGAAGGAUCUUUGGAUGAUCUGGGUACAGAUGCUCACACCAUAUCAACAAACUAUCAUUACUGUUAGACUAAUGAUUAUCAGGGUUAUAAUGGUAAUGAGGGUUAUAAUGGUAAUGAGGGUUACAAUGGUAAUGGGGGUUGUAAUGGUAAUGGGGGUUGUAAUGGUAAUGAGGGUUAUAAUGGUAAUGAGGGUUAUAAUGGUAAUGAGGGUUGUAAUGGUAAUGAGGGUUAUAAUGGUAAUGAGGGUUGUAAUGGUAAUGAGGGUUAUAAUGGUAAUGAGGGUUAUAAUGGUAAUGAGGGUUAUAAUGGUAAUGAGGGUUGUAAUGGUAAUGAGGGUUGUAAUGGUAAUGAGGGUUGUAAUGGUAACGAGGGUUGUAAUGGUAACGAGGGUUAUAAUGGUAAUGAGGGUUACAUGUCAACAUAUGUACACUUUCAAUUGUAAUAUUUUUCUCUUCUAUGUCUAUAUAUAUCUAUAUUCUAUACUCUUCUCUCCCCUCUCUACCCAUCUCUUCUAUGUCUAUAUAUAUCUAUAGUCUAUACUCUUCUCUCCCCUCUCUACCCAUCUCUUCUAUGUCUAUAUAUAUCUAUAUUAUAUACUCUUCUCUCCCCUCUCUACCCAUCUCUUCUAUGUCUAUAUAUAUCUAUAGUCUCUUCUCUUCCCUCUGUCCAUCUCUUCUAUGUCUAUAUAUAUCUAUAGUAUCUACUCUUCUCUUCCCUCUGUCCAUCUCUUCUCUGUUUAUAUCAAAUAUAAAAAGUAUGUAAGGGAACAGAAUUCUGUUUUAAUAAAUAAAAUACAGUUUAAUUCCUUGAUGAUGUGCUGCCAUUACUCUUGUUAAUGUUAAUAAUUAGGCUUCCAGCAGGGUUGAGAUCAAUUCCAUUUCAAUUCCAGUCAGUUCUAGAAGUACACUGGAAAUCCAUUUCUCUGCAAUGCUUUUCAAUGAGGAACAUUUGGAAUUGAAAUAGAAUUAACCCCAACCCUGGUCUACAGUUUGUCAGGUUGUGACUUCCUUAUGACUGUUACCAUGGAGAUACUAUUAUAUGUUCUGAAUGUCAUUCUAUCACUGUUACCAUAGAGAUACUAUUAUAUGUUCUGAAUGUAAUUCUAUCACUGUUACCAUAGAGAUACUAUUAUAUGUUCUGAAUGUAAUUAUAUCACUGUUACCAUAGAGAUACUAUUAUAUGUUCUGAAUGUAAUUCUAUAACUGUUACCAUAGAGAUACUAUUAUAUGUUCUGAAUGUAAUUCUAUCACUGUUACCAUAGAGAUACUAUUAUAUGUUCUGAAUGUAAUUAUAUCACUGUUACCAUAGAGAUACUAUUAUAUGUUCUGAAUGAGAUACUAUUACAUGUUCUGAAUGAGAUACUAUUAUAUGUUCUGAAUGUAAUUCUAUAACUGUUACCAUAGAGAUACUAUUAUAUGUUCUGAAUGUAAUUAUAUCACUGUAUGUAUCCAUCUUCUUCCCAUUUGAAGGAAUAAACAUCUAUAAUGAAUGAA